Messenger RNA from Medicago truncatula (barrel medic), 2472 nucleotides. Its product is annotated as protein FAR1-RELATED SEQUENCE 5-like. Bases 1 to 2472 code for a protein of 823 amino acids. Lineage: Eukaryota; Viridiplantae; Streptophyta; Magnoliopsida; Fabales; Fabaceae. Gene Ontology annotation, molecular function: zinc ion binding. The transcript has 3 exons. The record is from RefSeq and is a predicted model, not a curated record.
AUGGAUUUGAUAUCAACUUCAUCUGAGAGUGGACAACUGAGUGUUGAAGCUUCAUCACUGAUUCAUGCUGAGAGUGGACAACUGAGUGUUGAAACUUCUUCAAUGAUUCAUGCUGAUAGUACUGAAUGUUACUCCCCUAGCAAUGAAGAAUCAUGGAAGUCUUUAGUCUUUCAAUCUAUCAAAGAGGUUCAAGAUUUUUAUGGUAAUUAUGCAUAUAACACUGGAUUUUCUAUUAGGACUAUGUUGAAGUCGAAGAUUAAUUCACAAAAUAAGAAAUCAGAUAAGGUACAUUAUUUGCGUUAUGUUUGUAACAAACAAGGUUACAAGAAGGGAAGUUUGCUUAAUCCUAACAACAGGCCAACAUCGGACAGUCCACUGGUUAUUGAGUUUGUGAAAGUGAAAGAAAAACCUGAGGAAAGGGUCGGUUGUACAGCUGCAAUAUAUUUGAAGCUGGAUGAAGUUUUGAAUGUGUAUAAGAUUUAUAGAUGGGAUGUGGCUCACUGUCAUCCAUUACAUAAACCAGAGCAUUUGUGUUAUCUGAGAUCAUUUAGAGAAGUAAAUGAAGUUCAAGGACAACUAGCUCUAAUAAAUUCUAAAGCUGGAAUGUCGAUGAGAACGUCUUAUGAAGUUCUUGGUCAAGGAGUUGGAGGUACGGAGAAUCUUCCUUUUCGGUUUUCAGACUUAAAGAACUAUCUAAUGACAAUUUGUCAAAAGGAGAUGGUGGUUGGUGAAGCAACUGUAAUUCAAGAAUUCUUUAGAAAUGAAGCUCUCUCGAAACCAUCUUUUUACUAUGAUAUCCAAGUUGAUGCUGCAGAAGACAUAGCUAGCAUUUUUUGGGCAGAUGGAAUUAUGCAACUAGAUUAUUCUCUAUUUGGUGAUGUCAUCAGUUUUGAUACAACUUACCGAACAAACAAUCAAUAUCGCCCAUUAGCUGCCUUUAUUGGUUUUGACAAUCAUCGCAAGAGUGUUUUAUUUGGUGCUGCGCUAUUGUACGAUGAGACAGCAGCUACUUUUGAUUGGUUGUUUACAACAUUCUUGAAGUGUAUGUCCAAUAAGAAACCACAGACUAUAUAUACAGACCAGGCUAGUGCGUUAUUGUGUUCAAUUCCAAAUAUUUUUCCAGGUGUUUUUCACGGGCUUUGUUCAUGGCACAUGGCAGAGAAUGCAAAGAAAAAUCUUGGCUCUCGUGCAAACAGUGCAUUUUUCGAUGAGUUAACUAAUUUGGUUUCAAAUGUAGACGAUGAAUCAGAUUUCGACUAUAAUUGGGAUCAGAUGAUGAAAAAUUGUUUUAAUGGAAGGCCUACUUCAGACUUUAAGUGGCUUGUCCAAACUUACGGAAAUCGUAUGCAUUGGUCUUCAGCUUGGGUCAAGUCACAUUUUACAGCUGGUCUGAAAACAACUCAGUUAAGUGAGUCUUUCAAUGCUUUUCUUCGUGGAUUUCUGCAGCCAGACCAUUCACUUGUUCGAUUCUUUAGUCAUUUCAACAUUAUGGUUCAGAGAAUGAGAGAUAAUCAUGCUGAGUUGGACUUCAAGGCUGCAAACACUAGAACAAAAAAUAAUUAUCCCAAUAGUCAGCUGAUGCGGUCCGUUGUCAACAAGUACACACCAGCUUGCUUUGCAUUUAUUCACAGGCAGUAUGACCUUUCCUUCAAAUACUAUCAUGAGGAGGACACAACAAAAGGGUCUGCCUUUAACAAGUUUUUCAAAGUUUUCACAAUUGAAAAGGUUGAUGAUAAUUAUGAUGAUGUUGAUAAUGAUAAUGAAGGGCCUUCCAAUGUUGAUGUUUUGGAUGCAGAACUUCAAGAAAACCUUUUCCCAAGUUUUGAAGAUCAUGAUCGACUUGAUGAAAGGGUUGUCACAGUUGACAUUAGAAGCAAAAGUUUUAGUUGUUCAUGUCGUAUGUUUAAGAACAGGGGCUUUUUAUGUCGACAUGUUUUGAAGAUCUUUGAGUUCUUAGGUGGUUAUGUGCAGUAUCAUUUUUUGAAGACAAUACCUGGACAAUAUGUUUUAAAGCGUUGGACUAGAGAUGUGCGUCCGUCUGUUGAUAAGCUGAAAUCUACCAUCAAUAUUGGCACUGAAGACACCACUCAAGCACAACGAUAUCAACAAAUUUGUGCUGUUACCGUUCAGCUUUCUACACGUUUUUGUGCAGAUCCGGAGGCAUCUCAAAUUUUUCUCGACGGUGUUCUUGAAGUUGGGAAAAAGGCAGAGGAGUUGCUUCUUUCUAAAGGUAUUCGUACAGACCCAUCUUCCGUGACAUCAUCAUCCAAGUUUUCAAAAGGAGCUGCUGUCGGUGAACCAUCUGCUGGGGUGAAGUCCACUGCACCAAAGUUCAAAGAAAGACUAAAUCCAAUUAAGUCAAAGAAGCGACUUAAAAGUGAUUAUGAAAAAGCUAGAGAAAGUGUACUAGGUAAAACCAUACAACCAGAUAUAGAGAUGGCAAUUAGGGUUGCUGUUUCCAUGAUUAUAUAA